GCGCACUUAAAGCUCCUGACAAAGCAGAGUUCAGACCUGAAGCUCCAGCGUACAGGCUGAGAGCUCGGAGCUGUCCUGGGUGCUGAACAUCUGCUGCUGGAUCAACAUCUUCAUUAUCUGUCCUCAUUUGCGGCAACAGGAAGUAUCUUGAUGAGUGAAUCCCCAAAAGAAGAAGUGCUUGGUGACACAAGACAUUAAGAUAGAAGCUCUUCCAGUAAAUCAACAACUUACUGCAACACAGCCAAACCGUUUGAAGUGAUUAACCAAAAAAACGCUCUGUGAAGCACCACAACGCAGAUCAUUUACAGCCUGCGAGGACUUUGAUUGAUCUAUGGAACAUCUGCAGCCGCUCCAUUGAGAUUUAUACGUAAGUUUGUAAUCACAAUAAAUGCAUCUCUAAGGCUGCUAUUGGACGACACUUAAAAUAUUGUCAAAUAAAGUGAGGACCUCGAAGAUGGUUUGAGUUGAAGCAGUCACCUCAGUUCUCGUAUUUUCUGCGUCUCUUGGGAGAAAAAGAGAGGACCAGUAAAAUCUAAUUAGACCUCAGUGAGCAUGCCUCGGCUUGCUGCUCGGCUCAUCAGGGGGCUUAUUUGUUUGCAAGACUGAUUUGCCAAGUGUUAUCUCGACUGGAGCAUUUUCUCUGUCCGGUUUGUGGGAAACUCUGUGAAUGACCUCUGUCAGAUUUCACAAUGUGAUCGCUCUCUGGGUUUAGAAAUCACGCUUGCUAAUAAAGAUGACCCUGCAAAGCCAUGCUGCUCCUCAUAGCUUCUGACCGCAAAAUAACACAGUGAACGAUUUAAACCUCUGAAGCAUUACCUGACUUUCAAGAUGAGCGACUCAAACUACUGGGUUGUGGACUAUGAGAUCACCUCUCCUGCUCCGCCCGGGUUCCCCAGGGGCCCGACGGUGGAGCAGCCCAUGCCGGGGCACCCCGAGCAGGGAUCAGCCCUCUGUUUCGUUGGCCUCCUGGUGCUGCUGCUGCUCUUUCUCAUCAUUCGAUGCAUCCGUAUCUUAUUGGACCCCUACAGCAGCAUGCCCUCCUCCUCAUGGACGGACCACAAGGAGGGACUGGACAGAGGACAGUUUGAUUACGCACUGGUGUGAAGAUGAUCGGAUGAUGGGGGAGAGGGAUUAAUUUGGAGAUAUGUAAAGGUUAUUUAAAGGGAUUUUUGAUGGGAGCUGAAAAGAUGAGCAGAACAACCCUUGAAGCCCCAGUAUCUCUGGAAGUAUUAUGUUCAGAGAGAAAAAGAACGAACAUACCAAAGGUCCUGCAUUCAAUUUCAUUAAUUCAUUUUGUGUAUUGUGUUACACUGAAGCUUUUAUAGCACCACACCCUGCAGGAAGAGAGCGAUCAGUAUCGCCGUAUUACAUUAUGACCCCCAUUUGUCAUGUCAUUUUUAAUUGUAUAAUGUUUUUACAAAUCCCAGGGCCGCAUUAUAAAUGGAGCACGGAGUUGCUGCGAAAGAGGUCCUGAUUGAAUAAAAAUAAAUGAAAUGAGUUUAGUGCAGACAUUGAAGUUGUUUGGACAUGCUCACUGUUACAGACAAUUUAGAAGAUGUGGUUUUACUGUCAAAAUAUAAACAUGAACGUUUUAAACCUUUUUGGAGGUGCAGCUGAACCAACAAUUAAGAAGAUGUCAUAGUUUCUCUGGAACUUUUAUUUAUUUUUAAAUGUGAACCAUGCUGGAAAUUGUGAGGCAUUUGAACCACCUCUAACAUGAUUCUCAGGUAAAAAGAUUUCUAACUAACAAAUGCUUCUAUAAUAUGAAGGAAAGGCUUGAAUAGCUUCUUAAAGUUUAUAUAGUUAUUAUUCUCUAUGUUUUUUGAGUGUCCUAAAUUCCAAACACAUCCUAUUAUAAAAGCUGAAGGUAAUAAUGCAUAACAGUUAUAUCAAAAUAUUUUAUUUGGGGUUUUGCUGUUACCUGUUGCUCUCCCUUUAAGAGGCUUAUGAGGCUCAGGGUCACAGCGCUGACUCAAUAUGUGUCAUAUAAAGUUAGGAUUAUGAAAUGCAUGUACACCGAUUUCCAACCCCUAAUCCUUUUUUUGCCUUUAGUUCCGUCCACCAGCCAAAUCGGUUCAACAGUGCCUAGGAAUAUGAGAAAGCUAAUAUAGUUCUUAUUAUUGUCACUGCUCCUUUUGCCACUUUUUUUGUAAUAUUGUUUCUUCCCUGGUUAUACUGUAAAGUCUUCUCUGUAUAAAUAAAGUUUAGGAUUGAUAUUUUACUGGUUUGUCAAAAAAGAGAUUUGUUUGAUUAUUUAUGACCGGAUGACUGUUAAUCAAUAGCAAACUUUUGUAUAAGGUCCCUCUUCCUGGAUGUAGACUCUGGUAAAGAGGACAUACUUUCCUUAUG
Molecule: messenger RNA, 2349 nt
Organism: Eleginops maclovinus (Patagonian blennie)
Lineage: Eukaryota; Metazoa; Chordata; Actinopteri; Perciformes; Eleginopidae
Product: cortexin-1
Exons: 2
Coding region: 829-1104 (91 amino acids)
Source: RefSeq, a predicted model, not a curated record